AUGUCUGCUCCAAGAACCAAACACGCAGCAACCAUAUUAACGAAUGGAAAGGUCUUAGUUACUGGUGGAUAUGAUAAUACUUAUUCUACUCUAAAUAGUGCUCAGUUGUAUGAUCCAACAUUAAAUACUUGGACAUCUAUUAGUAACAUGAGUACUGCACGAUUCGACCACACAGCAACAGUAUUAAAAAAUGGAAAAAUAUUAGUUACUGGUGGUUCAGGCACUUAUGGUGGUACCCCGAACAGAGCUGAGUUAUAUGAUCCAAUAUUCAAUACUUGGACACCUGUCGCUGACAUGAAUUCUGAAAGAUCUGUUCACACAGCAACCCUAUUAACAAAUGGAAAAGUGUUAGUUGCUGGUGGUACAGUCCCUGAUGGUACCCACGGCAGUGCAGAGUUAUAUGAUCCAAGGUUCAAUACUUGGACACCUACCGCCGACAUGAAUUCUGCACGGUUAGGUCACACAGCAACCAUAUUAACGAACGGAAAAGUGUUGGUUACUGGUGGAUAUGACACUGAUGGUUCUCUGAACAGUGCUGAGUUAUAUGAUCCAAUAUUCGAUACAUGGACACCUAUCAGCAACAUGAAUUCUGCACGAUCUGCUCACACAGCAACCAUACUAACAAAUGGAAAAGUGUUAGUUACUGGCGGGUCUGAUGGUGCUAAACCACUCAACACUGCUCAGUUAUAUGAUCCAGCAUUCGAUACCUGGACGCCUAUCAGUAACAUGAAUACUGCACGAUCGGCUCACACAGCAACUCUAUUAACAAAUGGAAAAGUGUUAGUUACUGGUGGAUAUGAUGGUGCUAAACCACUCAGCAGUGUCCAGUUGUAUGAUCCAAUAUUCAAUACUUGGACAACUAUCAGUGACAUGAAUACUGCACGAUCCGCUCAUACAGCAACCAUGUUAACGAAUGGAAAAGUGUUAGUUACUGGUGGUACAGGCGGUGUUGGUCCUUUGAGUAGUGCUGCGUUGUAUGAUACAACACUGAGCGCUUGGACACCUAUCAGUAACACAAACACUGCACGAUACCAUCACACAGCAACUAUGUUAACAAAUGGAAAAGUAUUAAUUACUGGUGGUUCAGGCACUUAUGACAACCAGAACAGUACUGAGUUAUAUGAUCCAAUAUUGGACACUUGGACACCUGUCGCUGACAUGAAUUCUGGACGAUCUUCUCACACAGCAACCCUAUUAAGAAAUGGAAAACUGUUAGUUGCUGGUGGUUCAGGCGCUGAUGGCACCCAGAACAGUGCUGAGUUAUAUGAUCCGACGUUCAACACUUGGACACCCACCGCUGACAUGAAUUCUGACCGUUCAUCUCACACAGCAACCCUGUUAACAAAUGGGAAAGUGUUAGUUACUGGUGGAUAUAGCAGUAUUGGUUCUACGACAAGCGCUGAGUUGUAUGAUCCAUCAUCCAAUACUUGGACACCUACCGCUGACAUGAAUACUGACCGUUCAUCUCACACAGCAACCAUAUUAACAAAUGGAAAAGUGUUAGUUACUGGAGGUUCAGGCACUUUUCAUCUUCUGAACGAUGCUGAGUUAUAUGAUCCAGCAUUAAAUAUUUGGACACCAGUCACUAGCAUGAAUUGUGCACGAAAAUCUCACGCGGCAACAAUAUUAACCAAUGGAAAAGUAUUAGUUACUGGUGGAGAGGACAUUACUAGUUCUCUGAACUGCGCUGAGUUGUAUGAUCCAAGAUUCAAUACUUGGACACUUGUCAGUAACAUGAAUUCUGCACGAUCUUCUCACAGAGCAAUCAUACUAACAAAUGGAAAAGUGUUAGUUAUUGGUGGUUCAGGUGCUGCAGGUCUUCUGAACAGUGCUGAGUUAUAUGAUCCAACAUUCAAUACUUGGGCACCUAUCAGUAACUUGAAUUCUGCACGAUGGUUUCACACCGCAACCAUAUUGAUAAAUGGAAAAGUGUUAGUGACUGGCGGACAUGGUGUUGCUAAGCCGCUGAACAGUGCUGAGUUGUAUGAUGCAACAUUGAGCACCUGGAUACCUAUCACUAACAUAAACACUGCACGAUACUAUCACACAGCAACUAUGUUAACAAGUGGAAAAGUGUUAGUUACUGGUGGAUAUGACGGUGGCACUUCUGUGAACAGUGCCCAGUUGUUUGAUCCGACAUUAAAUACUCGAACACCUGCCGCUAAUAUGAAUUGUGCACGAAGAUCUCACACGGCAACAAUAUUAACAAAUGGGAAAGUGCUGGUUACUGGUGGAUUUGACAACGGUGCUUCUCUGAACAGUGCUGAGUUGUAUGAUCCAAUAUUCGAUGCUUGGACACCUGCCGCUAACAUGAAUAACGCACGAUCCGCUCAUACAGCAACCAUAUUAACAAAUGGGAAAGUCUUAGUAACUGGUGGAUAUGGUGGUAUUGGUUUUAGUAGCAGCGCUGAGUUGUAUGAUCCAUCAUCCAAUACUUGGACACCUAUCAGUGAUAUGAAUACUACACGAUCUGCUCACACAGCAACCACAUUAACAAAUGGAAAAGUGUUAGUUACUGGCGGUUCAGGCAUUGGUGGUACCCGGGACAGUGCUGAACUAUAUGAUCCGGGAUUAAGUAUAUGGACACCGGCUACUGACAUGGAUUGUGCACGAUCUUCUCACACAGCAACCAUAUUAACGAAUGGAAAAGUAUUGGUUACUGGUGGAUAUGACACUGGUGGUUCUCUGAACUGUGCUGAGGUGUAUGAUCAGGCAUCAAAUACUUGGACACUUAUUAGUAGCAUGAAUACUGCGCGAUCUUCUCACGCGGCAACCAUAGUAACUAAUGGGAAAGUCUUAGUAACUGGUGGAUAUGACACUGCUGGUUCUCUGAACAGUGCUGAGUUAUAUGAUCCAACAUUCAAUACUUGGACACUUGUCAGUAACAUGAGUUUUGCCCGAUCUUUUCACACGGCAACCAUAUUAAUAAAUGGAAAAGUGUUAGUUACUGAUGGAUAUGCUAAUGGUGCUUCUCUGGAUAGAGCUGAGGUAUAUGAUGCAUUAUUAAAUACUUGGACACCUAUCCGUAACACGAAUACUGGACGAUACUAUCACACAGCAACUAUAUUAACAAAUGGAAAAGUGUUAGUUACUGGUGGAUAUGAUGGUAUUGCUUCUUUGAACAGUGCUCAAUUGUUUGAUCCAACGUUAAAUACUUGGAUACCUACGAGUAACAUGAGUACUGCACGAUACUCUCACACAGCAACCAUGUUAAUAAACGGAAAGGUGCUAGUUGCUGGUGGAUAUGCCAAUGGUGCUUCGCUGAACAGUAGUGAGUUGUAUGAUCCAGCAUUAAAUACUUGGACACCUAUCAGUAACAUGAAUAAUGCACGAUCUUCUCACACGGCAACCGUAUUAACCGAUGGAAAGGUGUUAGUUAGUGGCGGUUUUAACAAUGCUAGUUUUCUCAGAACUGCUGAGUUUUACGAUACGGUGUGGAAUAAUUGGACAACUAUAAAUAGCAUGAAAUGGUCUCGAGGAUUCCACACAGCGAACGUUUUACAGAAUGGAAAGAUCUUAGUUGCAGGCGGAUAUGACGGAAGUGACUUUUUAGCCAGCGUUGAAAUAUAUGAUCCGUUGGUGGACAGUUGGUUACCUAUGGGUAGUAUGUUGGCGAAGCGUGGAUAUCACACAGGAAUCGUUUUAGGGAACGGCAAGGUGCUAUAUGCGGGUGGAUUCAAUGGCAAUAAUUCUUUGGUUAGUGCGGAAAUAUAUGACGUGACGUGGAAUAACUGGACAAGCACUGGUAGCAUGAAUGUUGCGCGAUACUCUCACACAGCAACUAUGUUAACAAAUGGGAAAGUGUUAGUUGUUGGCGGAUAUACCGGAAGGCAGGCUGUAAAUAGUGCUGAGUUGUACGAUCCAUUACUGAAUAUCUGGCCAACUAUCAGUGCCAUGAAUUCCGCGAGAUACUUUCAUACAGCAACCAUGUUAGCCGAUAGAAAUGUGUUAGUUACGGGCGGUUAUAAUGGCAAUGAUUUGGUGAUCAAUGCGGAAUAUUAUUUGUGGACAUAA
Messenger RNA from Adineta ricciae, 4014 nucleotides. The record is from the annotation of a GenBank genome assembly. NCBI's taxonomy places the organism in Eukaryota, Metazoa, Rotifera, Eurotatoria, Adinetida, Adinetidae.